CAGGCCAUCAAGGUAUAUGGACGAGCGAGGAAGUUUGUACCAAAGUUAGAGCAUUCAUUACCAAAGUAUUUGUUAGGAAUCAUCGGAAAGGAUGUGUGAAUGUGGAAAUCGAUAUUGUCAAGAAGCCGUCGACAGUGUAGAAGUUGUUGCAUUUUGUCCAACUUCGAAGAGAGAAUGGGAAAUCGCUGCCCGUAAAAAAAACUGUGAAAGAAUAGCAUCCAGGCAAAAGUGUGAUUUUGUAGAAAGAUUUAAGUAUCACUGUGUAACCAACGGAUUCAAAAAUAAAUUGGUGGAAGUGUGUGCACCUUCAAGAAUAAUUUUUGGACAUUGUGUAGAGUUUAAUGUUCAUGGUGGAGUUAUUCAAGAUCAGAUGUCGACUCCCUGCAACGAUAUGUUUCCCAAAUGUGACUCGAUCUAUAACUCAUCGGAUGCGUACAAAUAUCCUGAUUGUUAUAAGCUUGUAACAAAUGGUGAGGUUUCAUCCACAACGCCAAAAUUUACAACAUUAGCAACAUUCACAAGAAUUUCAUCAAAUAAACCAGGCUCUGUAGACACAUGGAUUAUUCCAGCAGCUGUUCCACUGGUCUUGAUCCUGAUUAUUAUGAUAUUCGUAGCAUUUAGAUAUAAAAAUUUGUUCCCAUGCUGCUCGCUUACAAGUCAAACUACAACAUCAUCGGAUAAAACUGGGUCUAGUGUUCGUCUUCUACAUACUAACAGAUGUCAAAACAUACGGGACACAAAUAAGGGAUAGAUGAUUAGAGACGCACAAGAAGACAAGGAAAUGCAUAAUCUGAAUGUUUAUACGUAAAAACUUAAGUGAUUUGACCUUCUUGUUUUACUUGCAAUAAUGUACAUGUGAGAGACUAAGAUUUUUAGACAUCUGUUAUAAAGAAAAUCGAUCAAGUGUGUUUGAAAUACAUAUUUAUUUAUAGCAUCGAACUUUAUUCAUUAGCAUAUAAAUAUCGAAAUUGAUUUGAUGAAAUCUAAAUGUGAGGAUAAAAAGAUACAAUAAUUGAUAAUCUGCUUUUUCUCUCGUUUUAUUAUCAUUUCAUGUGUUAAGGACGCUGUUAUGAUUUGUAUCUUCUCAUUAUAUAUGUGUGAAAUUUAAAAAAAAAUUAUAUUUGAAUACAAUUCCUGUAUAUGAACAUGACAUGAAUAUGCUUUCGGUGAAAUUUCUACCUUCUAACACAAUUUCAAUAAUUUUCAUACAAUGAUGUUAAAUAUUGGCGCCUCCAUUUUGGAGUCAAUAGUUUGGCUCGUUUUUAUUGUAAUAAUUAAGAAAUUAUCAAUGAUUUCUUGGACCAAUUACAAUUAGUCUCGUUCUGCUUUUUUUCUGCUAAAACGAAUGGUAUUUAUGGUCUUUAGUAAUAAGAGGAUAUAUACAGCAAAUGAAAAUGAAUUGCUUGAUAUGACUCGUUUACAAAUCAUUUGACAUUGUUUAUAGCCAAAUUUCUCACAAGUCGGGAGAAAACUAUGUGAUAUAAAUGUGAAAUAAAAACCGUUGAAUUUAACAAAUUCGCACAAAUGAAGAAAAUAGCAUAUGCAUUCACUUUGAACACGCUUACCGAAGUCUUCCUAUUCCUUGUCGAACGCUCCCAUCAGCUUCGUUAGUGUGAAAGCUGUUGCAGACGAGUGAAAAUUGUGUCAUCAGUACGACAAUGCAGUAUUUGUUAAGGCCAGAAACCAGGGCAAAAGCGAUGGCACAUUGUAAAAUGUUAAUCUUCAGAACAAAUCGG
This is a messenger RNA of Magallana angulata, 1736 nucleotides long. RefSeq lists its product as uncharacterized. The record is from RefSeq and is a predicted model, not a curated record. NCBI's taxonomy places the organism in Eukaryota, Metazoa, Mollusca, Bivalvia, Ostreida, Ostreidae. The transcript has 8 exons. Bases 92 to 751 code for a protein of 219 amino acids.